This is a messenger RNA of Racocetra persica, 342 nucleotides long. The record is from the annotation of a GenBank genome assembly. Lineage: Eukaryota; Fungi; Glomeromycota; Glomeromycetes; Diversisporales; Gigasporaceae.
UAAAAGAUCAUGAUCAUAUAAAUGGAAAGUACCGAGGCCCAGCUCAUGACUCUUGUAAUAAAAAGUUACGCAUAGGCUCUUUCGAAACUAAAGUGCCCCUUAUCUGUCAUAAUUUUCGAGGAUACGACUCUCAUCCGCUCAUGAAAGUUGUUUCAAAAUUUACGGCCGAUGAGCUAAAUUGUAUUCCAGAGAAUAUAGGAAAGUACAAGGCUAUGGAUAUUGGUCAACUCCGAUUUCUUGACAGCUUCCAACAUAUGGCAAUGGGAUUAGAUAAAUUAGUAGCAUGUCUAGGAGAAAACCCAGAAAAGUUCCCCCUAACUGUCAAGCACUUUACUGCAAAAG